Messenger RNA from Theileria equi strain WA, 519 nucleotides. RefSeq lists its product as hypothetical. NCBI's taxonomy places the organism in Eukaryota, Apicomplexa, Aconoidasida, Piroplasmida, Theileriidae. The record is from RefSeq and is a predicted model, not a curated record. The coding region runs from base 1 to 519 and encodes 172 amino acids. The transcript is spliced from 3 exons. Gene Ontology annotation, biological process: translational initiation.
AUGUACUUUUUUCUCAUUGGACGUUUAAUCUCCAGGAAUAUCGCAGGGUUUGGCAAGAAUCGCCGGGGUUUCAGCUCCAGCAUCGACGUUGGCAAAGAUAAUAAUGGGUCUGGAGUAGUCAAAGGACCGGAUUCUGAUCCAAACGGCGUCAUGGGUCCACCCAGUAACAGCACAGGGCAACUCGAUGACUCGGAUUAUGUCUUCUCAUUCGAUCCGAUGCUAAAGUCUAAAGUCAUUCAAAUCUCUGGAGAUUGUCAAGGAUCAGACUUUUCGAGAAAAAUUCAAACUGCCAGAGACUUUAUCAAAUCCGGACAUAGAGUAGAAGUUGUAAUCUACACGAAACAGGGGAAAACUACAAAAACCCAAACGGACAAAGUGAUAGAAGCCAUACACUCUGCAUUACCAAGACAAAUCGAUAUCGUAUAUUCACACCUUUCAGACAUUGCAAAACCAUUCACAAUAAAAAGCAGGUCUAGAGGUCAUGCCAGACAAUUUAUAAUAAAAUUUUGGCCAAUAUGA